AUGGGUCCUUCAAACUACAAAUCUAAUGAAUAUGUCGAUGACUCUGACCUAGAAGAGUCACCCGAGCAAAUUUUUGAGCCCCCAAAGCAUUAUCAUAAAAUCACUCACCCGUCAAAGAGCUUGCCCAAAGCCAAAGAUAAAGAGAUAUGGUUGAUCAAGACACCAAAAAACUUUCCCCUUGAAAAGUUGAGAACUUUGCCUAUUGCAUUUACUAAAAAUAGAGUAGCUGAGCCUUUUGACAUAAGCGGGACUUCAUAUCAAGUUGAGGAAGAAUUAACUUCGGUAUCAUCGUCAUCAUCAUCAGCCAUCAUUCCAUCUACCGAAAUAAACAAUAAACACACCAUCUUCAAAGCCAAACACAAUUCAUACAGGCCAGCAGAUCUCAAAAUCAGCCGUUUUUAUGACAUCAAGGAGGUUGUCAAUAUUCCACAAAUUGAUUUUGACAAGGCCAGGGUUGCAAGAGAAGAUGUGCCACGGUUGAAGAGAUUGAGAAUGAGACAUUACCCUACAGGAUACGGCGAAAAAGAUUUUGACAUAACUUAUGAUGAUGACGAAUCUGAUGGGGAAGAGGGAAACCCAGUCAAGAAAACAAAAGUGGACGAGACCCCACUGAAGAGUGAAGGGGUGUUUGGGGAAACACACAAGCAUAAACUGGGCAACAAGGAUAAGAAGGAAAAGAAAGAGAAGAAAGAGAAGAAGGAUAAGAAGGAUAAGAAGGAUAAGAAGGAUAAGAAGGAUAAGAAAGAUAAAAAGUCAAAAAAAGAACAUUGA
Molecule: messenger RNA, 771 nt
Organism: Lodderomyces margitis
Lineage: Eukaryota; Fungi; Ascomycota; Pichiomycetes; Serinales; Debaryomycetaceae
Gene: RPA34
Product: DNA-directed RNA polymerase I subunit
Exons: 1
Coding region: 1-771 (256 amino acids)
Biological process (GO): transcription by RNA polymerase I
Source: RefSeq, a predicted model, not a curated record